ACCCGUCACCCAAAGUCUUUGCUUUGAGGUGGAGGUCAGGAGAGCUUCUGCGUACAAUCAUCAGAUAAUAUCUGUGAGUCCGUCUGUACAUUGGCGUAUUUGGUUGUUCCAAGCACUCUGAGCCAAAUACUGUCUCGUUACAAUGCUGUCCACUCUCCGGUCCAAGACUGUCCCAGCGGCAGCUCGCAAUGCGUUCAGAGCUACUGCCCAAUCCCUCCCACGAGCUGAAUACACAACCGUCAAAAGCUCGACGGCUAUCUCGCUACCGCAACACCAGAUCGUCCAGAAGCGAUUUCUCAGCUCCUCAAUUAAGCAGAAUGCCGAUCUCGGGCAAACUUCAGCUCGCCUAGCCAUCCUAAACAUCCUCGAGAGUGUUAGUUCGAAGAGAGAGAUUGAACAAUACUUGUCGCAGUUCAGAUCUGUAUCCUCGCAACAGUUCGCUGUGAUCAAAGUGGGAGGUGCUAUUCUCACAGAUCAUGUCGAUGUUCUAUGCAGCGCGCUGAGAAGUCUUUAUGUCAUGGGACUAUACCCUAUAGUUGUACAUGGCGGAGGGCCCCAAUUGAACAAGAUACUCCAGGAUGCUGGUGUUGAGCCUCAGUUUGAAGAGGGAAUCCGUGUUACCGACCCCAAAACGCUUGGGAUUGCAAGGAAACUAUUUCUUGAAGCCAAUAUGGACUUGGUUCUUAGACUUCGUCAGGAGUAUGGUGUGCUUGCACGCCCGAUCACGUCAGGCUGUCUAUACGCGGACUAUCUGGAUAAGGAGAAAUGGCAAUACGUCGGUAAAGUGAGCAGCGUGGAUACCCGACCAAUUGAGGCCGCCAUCGCUUCAAGAGAGCUACCUAUCCUGAUGUCAAUGGCUGAAACUCACGAGGGCCAGAUACUCAAUGUCAAUGCAGAUGUCGUGGCUGGAGAGCUAGCGAGAGCUCUCGAGCCUCUGAAGAUUGUAUAUCUCUCGGAAAAAGGAGGUCUGUUCGACGGCAACACUGGGAAGCUUAUCUCGGCGAUCAAUCUUGACGAAGAAUACGAGGGUCUAAUGACCCAGCCGUGGGUUAGACAUGGCACACGGCUAAAAAUUAAGGAGAUGAAGCAGUUACUUGACGACCUGCCGAAGACUUCGAGUGUCGCAAUCAUCCAUCCAUCCUAUCUUGAACGGGAGCUUUUCACACAUACUGGUGCCGGAACCCUAAUUCGUAAGGGGAACAAGCUGUCGACCGCGACUUCUUUCGAGGAUUUCAAUGAUAUCAAGACAUUAAAGACUGCUCUGCUCCGAGACAGAGAGGGUCUGGAUGCUGAAGCAGUUGUUGACCGUUAUGUCGAGAGCCUCAAGACUCGUCCAUUCAAAGCUUUCUUUGACGACAGAAUGGAGGCUCUCGCGAUCGUCUUCCCGCCCACAGACAAUACGUCAAUGGCUCAUUUAUCUACAUUUACUGUCACAAAGUCUGCGUGGCUAGCAAACAUCUCAGACAACGUCUUCUCGAACCUACGCACUGAAUACCCAAAACUGGUGUGGACUGUUGAUGAGCAUGACGAAAAUCUCGGCUGGUUCGCCGACAAGGCGGACGGUACCUUUAGACACACCGGUGAGCUUUUGUGCUUUUGGGGACCGAACGACCCAAAUGAAGCUGUAGCAUUGAUGCAAGAGUUCUCCCAACAUGGCCGUCGUAUGUUCGGAGAUGUCAACCUAGAAUCUCAGCUUCACCGAGCCGCUGACUACGCUGCCAGUCUUCGUGCAGGGGGGAGUACGCAACAAAUCCGCCAAUUCUCGUCCAGCACAAGGUUCACCCUGAACCCAACAAGGCGGUGUACAGCUUUUGGGCAACACAUGCUGGCAACGCAAGUGCGUAACAACUCUACUACAACAAACCCAAAUCCCCCUUUUGGCAAAAAGUUCAAGAGUAAGGACUGGCCUUCCAAAGUCGCUCUGAUUGGAGCUCGAGGAUAUACUGGGCAAGCACUCAUUGAUAUGCUCAACUCGCAUCCCAAUAUGGACCUCCGUCAUGUGUCAUCCCGGGAGUUGGCUGGUAAAAGGCUUACUGGAUACACUAAACGCGACAUUACGUACGAAAAUCUUUCACCGGACGACGUACGCAAGAUGGCAGAAAACAAGGAAAUAGAUUGCUGGGUCAUGGCUUUGCCCAAUGGUGUCUGCAAGCCGUUCGUCGAUGCUAUAAAUGAGACUGCUGGUUCCGAAACACUCAUUGUUGAUUUGAGCGCCGACUAUCGUUUCGACCCCUCUUGGACGUACGGUUUACCAGAACUUGUUGACCGUCGCAAGAUUUCCGAAGCAACUCGGAUUUCUAACCCAGGAUGCUACGCCACCGCUGCACAGCUGGGUAUUGCGCCACUACUAGACUUCAUUGGCGGCGAGGCCACUGUUUUUGGUGUCUCUGGCUAUUCCGGUGCCGGCACCAAGCCAAGUCCCAAGAACGACGUAGAGAACUUAACUAACAACCUCAUUCCUUAUAGUCUGACUGAUCAUAUCCAUGAGAAGGAGAUCUCGAUCCAACUCGGCCGUUCAGUUGCCUUCAUUCCCCAUGUAGCAGUAUGGUUUCAGGGUAUCCAUCAUACUAUCAAUAUUCCAUUAAAACAAGAAAUGAAGUCUCGUGAUAUCCGCCAGUUGUACCAAGACAGGUUUGCUGGAGAGCGGUUGAUCAAGGUUAUCGGCGAAUCUCCGGUCGUCAAGAACAUUGCUGGAAAGCACGGUGUCGAAAUUGGUGGAUUUGCUGUUCAUAGCAGCGGCAAAAGAGUGGUCGUCAAUGCGACGAUUGACAACUUGCUCAAAGGGGCAGCCACUCAAUGUCUACAAAACAUGAACCUCGCUCUUGGCUAUGGCGAAUACGAAGGUAUACCUAUUGAUGUAUGAGAAUAUCUAAGCCUUAUGCUGGCGCCAAUAUGGAGCGUAUCUGGAGUCUUGGGAAAUUCUUCCUUCAGUUGGUGUGAUUUAAACUAUUGUUGUUGUACAUAGCUUCGCCAGUAUCAGCUCCCAAGAGGACAAUGACGUCUGUCGACGGGUAAAUCCUGGUUGAAUUAGCUUUGUGCAGCCAAGAGUCAUGCAGUCAGUGUUGACCAGCACAGCUACCGUAAGGUUGUAACUACUUCGGCUUACUGAAUGUAUUCGUGAUGUGUAGCAAGGUAUACCUUAUCACAGCUUAUCCGGUUUUUUAUUUAUUCCAAAGGAAUCAUAAAAAGAUGCAAUGUUUUGUCUAGCGCCCGCUAGCGCCCUCACCAG
Messenger RNA from Pseudovirgaria hyperparasitica, 3229 nucleotides. RefSeq names its product bifunctional acetylglutamate kinase/N-acetyl-gamma-glutamyl-phosphate reductase. Bases 143 to 2863 code for a protein of 906 amino acids. Gene Ontology annotation, molecular function: arginine binding; acetylglutamate kinase activity; NAD binding. Gene Ontology annotation, biological process: L-arginine biosynthetic process. The record is from RefSeq and is a predicted model, not a curated record. Lineage: Eukaryota; Fungi; Ascomycota; Dothideomycetes; Acrospermales; Acrospermaceae. The transcript has 3 exons. Gene Ontology annotation, cellular component: mitochondrial matrix; cytoplasm; mitochondrion.